AUGAUACUUUCAGUAAUCCGUACAUGGCUCUAUGAUGUUAUUUGGCAUCCUGCAGCUACGGAGUCGGACGAGUCAAAGAAUAUUGCACCGUUACAGAUCGAUACCCCCAACACCUGUCAAACAAACGAAAUGGAAGCUGGGCCGUCUCCCCAUGUGCAAAUUCUUCGAGCAGAGGGUCAGGAUCACAAUCCCCAAACUCGAAUUGGCAAAAUGGAAUGCACGCAUAUUCCCGGACGAUCUAGCAAUACUUUACCUUCUCCCAUUUCCCAUGACCCUUAUCUCGGUCUCCCAGUAAUUGGAAAUGGCAUGACUGGGAUCAUUCACAAGCUUGGGGAAGACCGUGCUGUGAAGAAAGCAAAGCAAUAUCAACCUGGGUGUCUUCAAAACCGCGAGGAUGUGGAAUACAUGAACCAAAUAAACCAGCAAACCCUGGAUAAUGAGAUCCAAGUCUUCCAGCGCCUGGGCAGUCACAAAGGGAUUAUUUCUUGCUUCCAGACAUCCCAAUAUGGAAUUGAACUAGCCCUUGCACAAGAAAAUCUUGAAACUUAUCUAGAGACCUAUCCAGAACACGAUAACUCCCUGAAAACGAGCUGGAUCUGGAGUAUUAUCAACACCUUCGCACAUGUUCACUCUUGCAAGGUAUAUGUGGAUGAUAUCGCUCUUCGCAAUAUCUUAGUGCUGGAUGGACAGCUUAAGCUUUCUGACUUUGGACAAUCUAUUUUAUUACCACUUGAUAUUGAUGUGACUUCGGCAAAUGAAAACGACGUAAAUGUCCUGAUUGAGAUACUUCACCUUGGUUGGGUUCUCUACUCUAUUGCAUACUGGCGCGUCCAUAAAUACUAUUUCUUCAGCCCCGAAAACCCUGAUUUGUGUUGGCCCGAACCAGACUCAUUCCCAAAUGCUGAUCAUGUUCUCUUUGGAGCAAUAAUCAAGAAGUGCUGGCGGGGCGAAUAUACGAGUAUGGAUGAUGUGAGAGAUGAGGCUCACCAAUUGCUCACUGGCGACAAAAAUCAUCCGGUGCGCGAUCUCGGUAACGAAUCUUGA
This is a messenger RNA of Aspergillus neoniger CBS 115656, 1044 nucleotides long. RefSeq lists its product as uncharacterized. The record is from RefSeq and is a predicted model, not a curated record. The transcript has 2 exons. Gene Ontology annotation, cellular component: nucleus; cytoplasm. Gene Ontology annotation, biological process: protein phosphorylation; mitotic DNA damage checkpoint signaling. Bases 1 to 1044 code for a protein of 347 amino acids. NCBI's taxonomy places the organism in Eukaryota, Fungi, Ascomycota, Eurotiomycetes, Eurotiales, Aspergillaceae. Gene Ontology annotation, molecular function: ATP binding; protein serine/threonine kinase activity.